AGUGAGGGAGAGAGGGAGAGAGAGAGAGAAAGAAAGAGAGAGAGCGAACCUGACUAAGACCGUGUGCAGCUGGAUACCGAGGGUGAAGUGAGUAGCCUAGUUAGGCUGCAUGAUGGAGGCAAGCAGGGAGGAUGAGGAGCAGCUAGAAAGACCAGGUACGCUCACGGAGACGGAAAUUGCAACAAUCCAGCACACCUGGGCAAAGGUCUAUGGCAGGAAAGAAGAUGUAGGAGUUGCCGUCCUUAUCAGACUCUUUACAAGCUUCCCCUUGGCCAAGCAGUACUUCAGCCAGUUCCGGCACAUGCAGGAUCCUGGAGAAAUGCGUGCCAGUGUCCAGCUGAGGCAGCACGCACUGCGGGUGAUGAAUGCGCUGCAUACCCUGGUGGAGAAUGCUCACGACGCCGAGAAAACGGCCGCUGUGCUCAGAACAGUGGCCAAGUCCCACGCCCUCCGACACAGGGUAGAGCCUACCUACUUCAGAAUCCUUGCUGGAGUUAUUCAGGAAGUGCUGGGGGAAGCUUUCCCAGAAGCCUUUGAUGCAGAGGCGCAAGGGGCAUGGUCUAAACUGCUGGGCGUGGUCUACUGGCACAUCACGAAGGUCUACGGUGAGAUCAGCUGGGCUUCCCUCGACAAUACAGCAGAGUGAAGAGAGAGCAAACACACAAGUAGCUUCUACUGGCCUGUUCCACAUUAGUGACUUGGAUGUUUCUGUGUUGCAUGGUGGUCAGUAGGUAGUUAGCUUGGCUGAGACUACAGAGGAAAACAUCUACCAGCAUCUGUAAGGACUCAGAGAACAUAUGAACAACACACAAGGAACAUUUAUGCAAUUUAUCCAAUCCAAUUUAUCAAAUCCAUUUAUCCAAUCCAAUUUAUCCAACACAUGUUCCAAUAUAACACAUGGGUAGCAUUUAUACAGGAUCAAACACAGGGAAUGUAUAUACAAAAUAAUACACAGGGAGCAUACUGUAUAUACAGUGUAACACACAGGGAACAUAUAUACAAUGUAACACACAGGGAACAUAUAUACAUUUCCUGGCCAAAAAGAAAGGUCACACACUCUAAUAUUUCGCUUGACCACCUUUAGCUUUGAUUACGGCACACAUUUGCUGUGGCAUCUUUUCCACAAGAUUCUGCAAUGUGACAACAUUUAUUUCUGUCCAAAGUUACAGUAUAUAUACUGUGUAACACACAGGGAAGAUGUAUAUAAUGUAACACACAGGUAACAUACACUGCCUGGCCAAAAAAAGGUCACCACCUGGAUUUA
Messenger RNA from Electrophorus electricus (electric eel), 1264 nucleotides. RefSeq names its product cytoglobin 1 (gene cygb1). The record is from RefSeq and is a predicted model, not a curated record. NCBI's taxonomy places the organism in Eukaryota, Metazoa, Chordata, Actinopteri, Gymnotiformes, Gymnotidae. Gene Ontology annotation, biological process: oxygen transport. Gene Ontology annotation, molecular function: heme binding; oxidoreductase activity; iron ion binding.